Messenger RNA from Rangifer tarandus platyrhynchus (Svalbard reindeer), 357 nucleotides. The record is from the annotation of a GenBank genome assembly. NCBI's taxonomy places the organism in Eukaryota, Metazoa, Chordata, Mammalia, Artiodactyla, Cervidae.
AUGUGGAUAGAGAAACGCCAGGCAGUCGUUGUUAAUACAGCCGAGCAGAGGUCAGACUUGGAAGGAAGCCGAUUCUCCUCAGAGAUUCUGAGCAGCGUGCUGAUGGCGGGCGACAAAGGCACACGACCUCUGCCCCACGGGGCCCCGAGCAACCUGCGACGUCCUGACGGGAACCCCAGGUUUCUUCCCUCCUCAAACACCGUGGCCAUGCGUUCCUCCCCGCCCCCGUCUGAGUCCCACUUGACAGGAGCACUCAGUGCCUUCACUCCCGCGCCCGCUGCUGGCUCCGCCGCGCGCGCGACAGACAGGAAGGAAAUGUCAGUGGAGGCCUCCAAAGUGCCCUUUGAGUGCUUCUAA